Gracilinanus agilis (Agile Gracile Mouse Opossum) is the source of this 2367-nucleotide messenger RNA. RefSeq names its product extracellular matrix protein 2 (gene ECM2). Gene Ontology annotation, biological process: positive regulation of cell-substrate adhesion; extracellular matrix organization. NCBI's taxonomy places the organism in Eukaryota, Metazoa, Chordata, Mammalia, Didelphimorphia, Didelphidae. Gene Ontology annotation, cellular component: extracellular matrix. The transcript has 10 exons. The record is from RefSeq and is a predicted model, not a curated record. The coding region runs from base 98 to 2122 and encodes 674 amino acids. Gene Ontology annotation, molecular function: heparin binding; protein binding; collagen V binding.
CCGGCCCAUUCGGUUUCCCUUGCAGCCGGAGCCCCACGGCCGCCAAGCAGAGCCUCCUUAGCUUAGCUCUCCAGAACCGGGCCGGUGAAGCCGAAGCAUGAAGCUGCCCAGUGGGAUCUGCUGUUUCCUGCUCAUUGGCCUGUAUGUUGACUUGGCUCAGAAUGGGCUGACGGGAACCCUCAGAAGACAACCACGGCAGAGGGGCUACAGAGUCCUGAGGAAGGCCCCCUCCCUCAACCGCAGAGCACGUGGGCAGUCUGAGCCGCCGCCACCGGCCACCCCAACGCAAAGGCUUCCUGUCCGGGACCCCGAGGGCGGCGCUGUGGACCUGGUCAUCCCGCUGGCGAGCUCUCUAGGGGAAGAGUCGGGCUACGACGUGUUACCAGGCAGGAAGGGCCAGUGCUCCUUCGGAGGGAUGAUGAUGUACAACAGGGCCGUGUGGUCUCCCGAGCCCUGCGUCACCUGCCUCUGCUCUGCCGGGAAAGUGGUCUGCGAUGAGGCCACGUGCCCGCCUCGCCAGUGCCCGCGGACCGUCACCCCCGAAGGCGAAUGCUGCCCGCUCUGCUCGGAUGCUGCCCAAAGCGAACGUUCGGACCGGCGAGGAGAGGACUUGCUCCGGCCCCCCGGGCGGAGGGCUGGGCUACUCCAGAGGAAGGAGCAGGAAUCCGAGGAAGAGGACUUCUGGGAGAAAGGCAGAGAGAAGGCCCAAAAGAAGAAAGGCAAAGGGGGGAAGCCCCAGCCCCAGAGACAUGCAGAGGAGAGGCCACCGGAGAACGCGAGGAGGAGAGCGGGCCCCGGAGAGCCAAAGGCAGCCCGGCAGAACGUGGGCAGAAUGGCGCAGACACCCCGGAGCCAAGAAAGGGGGGACGAGGACGAGGAGGACGAGGAGGACGAGGAGGAGGACGAGGAGGAGGACGAGGAGGACGAGGACGAAGACGAAGCUCCCUACUCCCCGGGGCCUGAUCCCCCUUUGCCCAGGGCAUGCACCAUUUGGGAGCAUGAAAUGAGCUGCACCAAUGCCAACCUGAGCCAAGUGCCCGUCAUUUCGGACCCGGAGUUAACGAGCUUGGAGCUCAUCGGGAAUUCCAUCCGCCGCAUCCCGGAUGGAGCAUUCCUGGGAACGCCUAAUUUGGAAACGCUGGACCUGCGCAGAAACGCCCUCACUGCUUCUGGGAUCAGCCCCAACGCGUUCAAGCCCCUGAAGAAGCUGAGCUGCCUGUAUCUGGACGGCAACGGCUUGGUCCGGCUCCCGCCCGCGCUGCCCGCGGGGCUCCUGGAACUGAAAGUCAGCCAGAACGCUCUCCGGUCCCUCGAGGAAGACGCUCUGGCAGGUCUAGAGCACCUGAUCACCCUGGAGCUGGAGGGGAACGAGCUCAGCGAGUCCAACGUCAGUCCUCUGGCCUUCGCCCCACUGAAGAGUCUGUCUUACUUGCGCCUGGGGAAGAAUCGGUUCCGGAUCAUCCCCCAGGGCCUCCCCGCAUCCAUCGAGGAAUUAUACCUGGAGAACAACCAGAUUGAAGAAAUCAAAGAAACAGCUUUUAACCACACCAGAAAUAUCAACGUCAUCGUGUUAAGCCACAAUAAAAUCGAAGAAAACAGGAUCGACCCUUUGGCGUGGAUCCAUCACGAAAACCUGGAAUCGGUUGAUCUUUCUUACAACAAACUCUAUCACGUUCCCUCCUACCUGCCCAAGUCCCUGCUGCACUUGGUGCUGGUUGGGAACCAAAUCGAGCGGAUCCCCGGGUACGUGUUGGGCCACCUGAAGCCGGGCCUCCAGUACUUGUACCUCUCCUUCAACCGGCUGCGCGACGACGGCAUCCACCCCGUGUCGUUCUACGGGGCCUACCAUUCCUUGAGGGAGCUCCUUCUGGACCACAACGAGCUGACGGCCGUCCCCUUCGGGAUAGCCCGCAUGACGUCGCUGCAUCUUCUGAGGCUGAACAACAACAAGAUACGGAGCGUUCUCCCGCAGCGAGUGUGCAGGGCCAAGGGCAGAGACUCUCCUCUGGAGCACCUGCAUCUCGAGAACAAUUAUAUCGGCCUUCGAGACCUCUCACUUCACUUGUUUUCCUGCAUGCGAUCGUACGCCAGCGUCGUCCUGAGGCCACAGAAGGCCAAAUAGGAGCGGGGCCGCCUCGGUCCGACGCACCCCACGGAUGCUGCUUCUCUGACCCACAGAGCAGGGGGCAGGCAGCAGAACCCCCCAGUCCUGCCACCCUCCCCAGUAAUGGAACCCCCCGCCCCAUCCCCAGUAAUGCGUCGGAGGGCACCGUGGGGUCAUUCUGGGAAUCGGGCGCUCGUUAACAGGCGCCGCAGAAGGCCUAAAGGAGGGCCCUGGAGCAGCCACAAGUCGCGGACAGCGCCAGG